UGAGAUACUACACAGAAGUCAUUUAUUAUUACCUUAAAGAAUGCUAUAUUCUACUUAGAAAGUCUCUUUAAAAAUAACUGGCAAAAUACUCCAAGUUUUGCUCUUUUUAUUCACAAUUUUGCAUGAUGACUAUGAGGAAAGGGAAAGAAGAAGAAAAGCCUUUGGUUACUUGAACCUGUAUAAUCAGCUUAUUUUGAUAUACUUUUAUUUGAGCAGGUUAGAAGCAUCUUAUAGAGAGAGUGAUACACAACCUGAGACAAAGCAAGCAAGUAAUGUUUUAUGUCAUUCUGACUAUAAAGCUCAAACAUAUUCACUGGCAUCUGUCAAUUAUUUAGCGUUUUUGUUUUUGUUAUCAAAGUAUCACAUAUUGUCUAUAUUCUGGAAUAAUACAUAGAUUAAGUAAUCACAAAAAGUGUAAUUUAAUAUGUUUCAAAAACAUAAAAAAGUAGAUGGGUGGUAUGAGGUUAAUAUUUUUGAGAUUGGUAUGAUGAUUUUUAAAAAUGAUGAUUUAAAAAAUCCUGAUGACAAGACAGGAUGCUUAAUAAUCAUGGUUCUUUUUAUAACAGUUUCCAGCCCAAAGACUCCAAAGAACACAAAUGGAGUUUACUGUGGUCCAUGUCCUAAGAAUUGGAUUUGUUACAAAAAUAUCUGCUAUCUAUUUUCUAAUGAAAGCAAAAAUUGGAAUCAGAGUCGAGCUUCCUGCCUAUCUCACAAUUCUAGCCUCCUUAAGAUAUAUAGCAAGGAAAACCAGGAUAUCCUUGCAUUGAUAAGAUCAUACCAUUGGAUGGGUCUAGCAAAAUCUACACCCAAUGGGAUCUGGAUGUGGGAAGAUGAUUCACCUCUCUCUGAUGACUUACUUUCUAUGGUUUUGGUGCAAAAAGGAAACUGUGCAGUAUAUGGCUCCAACUUCAAAGGCUACAUAGAGAACUGUUCAAAUCCAAAUACUUACAUAUGUAUGCAGAAGGCAAUUCAGUCUAAUUUUGAUUAUUAGAACAUAUGGAAUCUGGAUAAUGGAAAGACAACACUACUUAAAUAUUCUCUAGGAAGAAUUUGUUUAAAAGUAGGGAUCAUGAGGACUUCUCAACACUUAACUUCAAAACUAAAAGUCCUCUUCUUAUGGAAAAGCUUAUUGCAUAGUUUGUGAUGCAAAAUGUCAAGAGGUGAUGGCAAAAGAUAUGAGCAGAUGCAAAUAAAAGCUAUCAUCAAACCCAAAGAAAAAAUUCUGGAUACUGUACAAUGUGAGAUCAUUGCUGCUCACCCUAACCCUGUUCUCUUAAAAAAUAGUCUAUGUCAGUUUAGAACAGGGGAUGUUAACUAUGGACCCUUGUGGCAGUCUAGUGAAAUAUUUGGAUUCCUCAAAUAAUGUUUUUAAAUACAAAAUACAUUAGAGUGCAAAGGAAACCACUUAUAUUGAAAUACCAAAAUAUUAAAUCCUUAUUCAUA
Molecule: messenger RNA, 1443 nt
Organism: Antechinus flavipes (yellow-footed antechinus)
Lineage: Eukaryota; Metazoa; Chordata; Mammalia; Dasyuromorphia; Dasyuridae
Gene: KLRK1
Product: killer cell lectin like receptor K1
Exons: 4
Coding region: 425-991 (188 amino acids)
Biological process (GO): positive regulation of natural killer cell mediated cytotoxicity
Source: RefSeq, a predicted model, not a curated record